CUCGAGUCUCGAUAGGGUUUGAAUCAAGCAAGGAAGGAAUGGGGAAUGAAGGAAGCGAAAGAAGUCUGGAGCCAUGGAAUAGGUUGGAUGGAAAGGUGGUGAUGGUGACUGGGGCAUCUUCAGGGUUAGGGAGAGAAUUCUGCUUGAAUCUCGCCAGGGCAGGUUGCAACAUUAUCGCCGCUGCUCGUAGAAAGGAUCGAUUAAAGUCUCUCUGCGACGAAAUCAACCAAAAGUCGAAAGCUUCAAUUUCAUCUUCAUCGUGUGAUGUCAAAUCCAAUUCCCCUACAGGAACCCUAGCUGUUGCAGUAGAGCUCGACCUGAGCGCUGCGGGACCUGUGAUCGACGCCUCUGUUCAGAUUGCCUGGAAUGUGUUCGGCCGGAUCGAUGCCUUGGUUAACGCUGCCGGAGUUAGAGGUACAGUGAAAUCCCCUAUAGAUUUGUCUGAAGAGGAAUGGAAUAGUACUUUGAAAACCAACCUAACGGGUUCCUGGCUAUUAACCAAGUCAGUCUGUCGUCGCAUCAAUGAAAAUGGUCUAAAAGGAUCAGUUAUGUUUAUUACAUCUAUUGGUGGAAUCCAGCGUGGGGAGUUACCCGGAGCUACUGCCUAUGUUGCCUCAAAGGCUGGUAUAAAUGCCAUGACCAAGAUCAUGGCUAUAGAGUUGGGGCCACUCAACAUAAGAGUGAACUCAAUAGCACCUGGGUUGUUCAAGUCGGAGAUAACAGAAGGACUUAUGCAGAAAGAUUGGCUCAACAAUGUAGCUUUGAGGACUGUUCCUCUAAGAAAAUUUGGCACAAUUGACCCGGCAUUGACUUCACUUAUCCGUUUUCUGAUCCAUGACUCCUCAGGCUACGUUUCAGGCAAUGUGUUCAUCGUUGACUCAGGAAACACCCUACCGGGUUUCCCCAUUUUCUCUUCCCUUUAGACUCUCUAUACACACACAAAUGAAAAU
Telopea speciosissima is the source of this 950-nucleotide messenger RNA. RefSeq names its product 3-oxoacyl-[acyl-carrier-protein] reductase FabG-like. The transcript has 3 exons. The record is from RefSeq and is a predicted model, not a curated record. NCBI's taxonomy places the organism in Eukaryota, Viridiplantae, Streptophyta, Magnoliopsida, Proteales, Proteaceae. The coding region runs from base 39 to 923 and encodes 294 amino acids.